This is a messenger RNA of Triticum aestivum (bread wheat), 1399 nucleotides long. Its product is annotated as GDSL esterase/lipase At5g45910. NCBI's taxonomy places the organism in Eukaryota, Viridiplantae, Streptophyta, Magnoliopsida, Poales, Poaceae. Gene Ontology annotation, molecular function: hydrolase activity, acting on ester bonds. The transcript has 4 exons. Bases 86 to 1180 code for a protein of 364 amino acids. The record is from RefSeq and is a predicted model, not a curated record.
GCCCAAAGUAACCACACACACCAACAAUCGUCGUCUCGUGCGACCCCGACACGUGCGUUGCUGGUAGUUACAGUGAUAGUGAGCCAUGGCGACGAUGAGGGCCGCCGCCGCGCUGCUUGGCGCCGUGGUGCUGCUGUGCGCGCUCCGUCACGGCGGGGCGCAGCGGUACGAGGCCAUCUACAGCUUCGGCGACUCCAUCUCCGACACCGGCAACCUCUGCGUCGGCGGCUGCCCGUCGUGGCUCACCACCGGGCAGUCGCCCUAUGGGGAGACCUUCUUCAAGCGCCCCACCGGCCGCUGCUCCGACGGCCGCGUCAUCGUCGACUUCCUUGCCGAGCACUUUGGGCUGCCGCUGCUGCCGGCGUCCAAGGCCGGCGGCGACUUCAAGAAGGGCGCCAACAUGGCGAUCAUCGGCGCCACCACCAUGGACUUCGGCUUCUUCCAGUCCAUCGGCCUCAGCGACAAGAUCUGGAACAACGGGCCCCUGGACACCCAGAUCCAGUGGUUCCGGAAGCUCCUCCCGUCCGCCUGCGGUAAGGACUGCAAGAGGCAUCUCUCCAAGUCCCUGUUCGUGGUGGGCGAGUUCGGCGGCAACGACUACAACGCGGCGCUCUUCUCCGGCCGGACCAUGGCCGACGUGAGGGGCUACGUGCCGCGGGUCGUCAGCCACAUCGUCCGUGGCCUCGAGAACAUGAUCAGACUAGGCGCGAUGGACGUGGUGGUGCCGGGGGUGCUCCCCAUCGGGUGCUUCCCGAUCUACCUGACCCUCUACGGCACCUCCAACGCCGGCGACUACGACGGCGACGGGUGCCUCAAGAGCUACAACGAGCUCUCCGCCCACCACAACUCGCUGCUCCGGCGGAGCCUCGCCAACCUCCAGAGGACCUACCCCCACACCAGGAUCAUGUACGCCGACUUCUACGCGCAGGUCAUCCAGAUGAUCCGGGCCCCUCAGAAUUUCGGCCUCAAGUACGGGCUGAAGGUGUGCUGCGGAGCCGGCGGGCAGGGCAAGUACAACUACAACAAUAAGGCGAGGUGCGGCAUGGCCGGGGCGAGCGCCUGCUCCGACCCGCAGAACUACCUCAUCUGGGACGGCAUCCACCUCACGGAGGCGGCGUACCGUUCCAUCGCCAACGGGUGGCUCAAGGGCCCCUACUGCAGCCCCCGCAUCCUGCACUGAUCAUUCUUUCUUAUCGAUUCCUUGUUUUAUUUAUUAUUUAUUUUAUUGACUUGGUGCGUUUUCUGAUCAAGUGUGGUGGGAUCGAUGGAUGCGUCAUGCGUGUGCGGAUGUGACAGCUAAUAUAUAUGAUGGAUGUUCAUGGGGUAAUUAAUUAAUUAUUAGGUUGUGUCCGGAGAAUGAAUGAAUAAAACUAUAUACUAGAUGUGUUGUUUGGGGUUA